UAAGUAAAAGAGGCGGAAUGACCAGUUUCUAUACUUUAGUAUUGGACGUUUGUAAAUUUGUUGCUUUUCUGUCACUACAGAUAUUUUAGUUGCUUAUUCUUCAGCGCUUGAACCUGCAGGCAGAUCUCUGGCGCAGACUCAGAAUGAGGAUUAAUCCGAUCAGCUCAGCGCCCUGACGUCACCCUGUCACAGUUUCAGUCUGAACUGAACAUUUCUGAACUCGACUUGUUUAAAAGCAGAAAUGUCCAAGGAGCCCACGCCACGAGGAUUACUGCGCAGGUUUAAGCUGCGAACGAAAAUGGUCUCGAAUAAAUCCACUGCAAACGGGAAGUACUAUGAUCCCGAGGAUCCCUCCCUGAAAUUUGUCGACCGAGAGGACGAUUUGGACUUUUUGUGUGAAGACUUCGUGUCUCGAAGAGCUGAGAUGUCCUGUGGUCAUGCUGUGACCCCAAUGUCUCUCACUAAAUGGUGUCUUCAGCUGCUGGAAGAUGGACAUAGCACCUUUGUGUGUGGCGUGUAUGGCUGUGAUGAUGUGUGGCCUUUUAAAGAGGUCUGCAAGAUGGCUCUACUGACCACUGAGGAAAUUAUUCACUUUAAGAAAAUCAUGGACAUCAAUGCUUCUAAUACAAGAAAAUGUCCUGGAUGCAAGUCCUCCGUUGCGAGACGCAAUGAAUUUGAUCUUUCCGUCAGCUGCGAAGCGUGUACAGCCAAGAAAGGACAGCUCUAUGAGUUCUGCUGGCAGUGUUUGAGGGAAUGGAAAGGCCCAAAGCCACGGUUGGACCGCUGUGAGAAUGAUGGCUGCUCCAACACGGUGCUCCAAACUCUGAAAACCUGCCCAGAAAUCGUCUUUGACACGGUGAAAGGAAUCACUGGAUGUCCCUCCAUCCGGGCCUGUCCCACCUGCGGGUCACUGCUGGAGCAUAAACGAAAUCACUGCAAACACCUGGACUGUCCUCAGUGUAAGGUCAAGUUCUGUUUCGUGUGUCUCAAGACUUUUGCUCAAUGUUCAAAAACAAGUUCAAUAUCAGCAGCGUGCUCCAGUGGUGUUGCUCCCAGACAGACUGUUAUCCCUGUGUGGAAAAAGAAUUAAUGCUUUGUCUACAAAUUAUAGCAUUUAUGUUUCUUUGAAUUUUAAUGUUCUUCUUCAUACUUUACCAAAGUGCCAAAUUAUAAUUUUUUUAUCUCAGACAAGAGAAUAUCUAAUUGUUAUAAAUUUUCAGCAGGAAGAAAAGCUCAGAAAUCUAUAGCGGUUUACUGGUUCAGAACCAUUGACAGCUUGCAGAAUUUAUUUCCAGGAUUUGGGCUAAAGCUCCAAGUAGUCUGGUCUAGUUUUAAAAGUAAAAAUCUUCGGUAUUAACAUAUUUGAUCCACCUACUAAAGGAAUCAGACAUGACUGUUGAUUGGAAAUCUUUAAUUUUCUUUCCGAGAUGCAACUAAAGAUUGCUUCCAUUCAUAUUGUCUCUAUUUCUACUUAGUUUAUUUUCUUUAAUUUGUUCUGCUUUUGACAUGGUUAUAACAUAACAUAAUUAAACGAGUCAUACAAAUAAAUCUCUGCAACUGCACUAAUGGGCACUGAUGUUCUUUUCUUGUUUGCUUUUAUUACUGACAUUUUCGGUGCUCAUUUGUGUACACUGUUUCACAUUAACUGCAAGUUGUCUUCAUCUCCUAUGACCCUGCUAAGGAUAUACUGUAAAUCAUUUAUUUGAACAUUUAAAAAAGUGGACAUGUGAGACAAAAUGUUCUAAACGCAUUAUAUUAAGCUGUUAGAAACAUAAAAGUUGUUGGGUAAAAAACAACACAAUGUGGGUCAGCUUGAUGACACAGUCCUGCACCAAAUCUGGGCCAUUCCAGCCCUGGGUUGACUUAAUAAAACAUGGUUGGGUUGUGGGUUUGAUUCAGCAUAUUGAGUUGGGCUUCUAACCCCAACAUAUGGGUUAUUAUAGAGUGACUAUAAUGUAAGUUGACCAAGGAGUAGGUUGAAAAAGAAUACCUGAUCAAGUAAUAUUUGGGUUACAAUGCAUUAUUUAUGGUGCAGUUUAUUUCUGUAUUAAAAUGAUCAGAUAAAAACCUCAAUAUUUACAAAUGUUUUGAGUAGAAGGCAACUGGACUUCUCUUAUUUCUUGAGGAUGUCUUUUCCUCAGUUGAACACGUGACGGAAGAAUCAGGCAGAUCGUACAGAUCGUUGUCAGAACAAUCACACCAAUGGGGCUUUUAAGGUUGAGUCGGUCUAAGGCCCUACCCUCCUUUAAACUGGUCCUGUAAAUACUGGGAAGACAACUAUUUUUCAUGUGAGGAAAACAGAAAAUUACAUUGCAACUAUAAAAUAUAAAUAAUCUCUUUGAACAAAAGUUUGUAAAUGCAUGUAAAACAUUUUCUCAUUGUAUUGCUGCAACAAAAUUUUGGUGGAACGUAACUAGAUAUGGCAAACGCCAUACAAACAACGUAAAAAUAUACAAAAACAAUGCAGGUUGGGGUUGCCCAAUCCUACCUUCCUACGGAGGCUUUGGUCCUCAAUGUGGCUGUCACUGGUUUUGAGUCCUGGCCCAUUGAUGUUUGCUGCAUGUCUUCCCCCCUCUCUCCACCUCAUUUCCCUGUCGACUCACUUUAAAAAAAUGUGAAAAAAAUUAAGGCCACAAAAAAAAAAAAAAAAACAAGCAAGGUUGACAAAACACAGAUAACAUCACACAUAACAUAAAUGCAUUAAAUGAAUGCAUUAAAUGAAAGUGUAGGCAGUGUUCAGGCAGAGAAUGCGAUUAUUGCACAUGAUAUAAAGUCUUACAUAAACUUGUUCAUCAAUAACAAUGCGAACGUUGCCAGUUUAAGAUUCACAAAAUAGAAAAUUUCCAAAUAAUUGGGGUAUUGUCUUAAGCUCAAAGGUAAAAACUUUACAAGCGGGAGGACAACACAGAAAGAAAAUGCUCAUUUUGGCACAAACUUUGAUGUAUCUCUGACGUAUUUGUUUUGCUUCCUGUAACAUCUAUUUCCUCAUUGCCUUGUUUUUCAUUUGGCAACAACCAGAUGAUAACUGGAAAGUACCUAAAUCACCAGCCUUUGUUGUUAACCGCAGUGGUUUCUGUUUGCUUGUCAGAUCAAGUCUGGUGCUUUCUGUCUAUUCAUUGUGGAGUGCAAAAUUGCAUUUAAACUCGAAAGUAAAAUAUUUCUAGAGUAAGAACAACAGAAACCAACAGGCAAAAUCUUUCGUGCCUAACAUAAUUCUUUAAUUAUGUGAUUUAUUUUAGUUACCAGAUAGAAACUGAAAGAUAAAACAUGAAGAAUCUAUGGGGAUUUCCGUGAAGGUGACAAGAUAUGCAGAUUUGGUGUUUACCGCCAAGGGCAGGACGUGAAUGACAAACAUGAGUCUGCAAACAAUGGAAGUUACAUUUUAUUGUUUUCUUUUCAAGGGUUUAACUCUGCUAAUUUUAAUGAUUGCGGCUUGCAGUUUAGGAAACCCUAAAAUUCAGUUUCUCAGAAAAAACACGCAACAUGUUAAGGUGGACAAAUUUGUCUCGUAAAGAUAUAGGGGGGUGUGAUUAUUGGCAGUGAGACGGAUGUGGGUUUGGAAGAUAAAGAGUGGCAUUCUGCUGUUUUAUGCUUAAAUUGAUAUGGGCUCGCUUUGUCACGUUCAGGGCCACAUAUGAUAGGGUUGUUGACGUCAACAUUAAUCUUAAGUAUAGUAUGAACUGAUUAACAGUGAUGAAGAAUAACCUGAGGCAGAGAUGAAGUAAGGUUUUAUCUCUACGAUAAGAGGGUCUGAGUUGACCCAUUAGACUGCAAUGCCCAUCUACCUGGAAACCAGCCAGCCUCAUCCAUGGAUUUCACCUCACCUCAUUAUAUCCAGUCAUUGUAAUGUUGUCACACGUUAUCUAUUGUAUAAAACAUGUAUGCAUUGUAUGAAACAUUGCCUUGUCUUAAGAAGACCCUUGUACAACCGAACCCUGACCUUCAUUAAAUCCUCGUCGCACAGAA
Molecule: messenger RNA, 3966 nt
Organism: Girardinichthys multiradiatus
Lineage: Eukaryota; Metazoa; Chordata; Actinopteri; Cyprinodontiformes; Goodeidae
Product: probable E3 ubiquitin-protein ligase ARI5
Exons: 5
Coding region: 242-1090 (282 amino acids)
Source: RefSeq, a predicted model, not a curated record